AAAGUGCAUUAAAAGAAUUUUUUUGUUCGGUCUUCGGAAAAUUUGUUAUUUUAUUAUUUUUUAAAUAAUAUAGUUAAUACUAAAUUAAAUUAUAAAAUGAUUUGUGUUUAAAAAAGAAAAUUUUUACCACUACAUAACAAAAUAUAUUACCAAAUUAUGAACAAUUGUUAAAUUAAAAGCAAAUAAAGUUCUUGAUUUUUCUAACACAGAGCAGAGGGACGGACAUUUCAUUGUCAAUCAAUUUUACUUGAUAAAAAUGACUAAAUAUGUACUAUAAAAAGAACCUAUCAUAGAUAAAUAAAUGAAGAAAUCUAAAUAAAGUAGAACAAAUUCAUUUAAUCUAGUUAAUUAACUGAAUGAAAACCUAAGCAGCAUAAUUAUAUUUUUUUAAUAACUAAACAAAAACACAAAAUUCUACACAACAAAAUAAUUACAACAAUUGCGUCACACAUAUUUAGCACAGAAUUGCAAUUGAUAGCAAAAUUAUAUUAUAAUUCUUAAAAUAAAACGAAAAAAUAAAAGAUAGCUAAACAAGGCAAAAUACAUUUAUAUCGUGUGUCUAGGCUGCAUUUGUGGCGACUGCUACAAGUGAUUGUAAUAAUUAUUAUUAACGAACAAAAAAAAAACUAAACAAACGUCAUGGCCACCUCAACUUCCUCCAAUGCAACUACUGUCACUAUUGGUGCCGGUACCAUGGAAGGCACUUUGAGCAAAUGGACAAAUGUAAUGAAAGGCUGGCAGUAUCGUUUCUUUGUUUUGGAUGAAAAUGCUGGACUACUGUCUUACUAUACGUCCAAAGAAAAAAUGAUGAAAGGCGUUCGUCGGGGUUGUGUACGUCUGAAAGAAGCCGUCAUUGGUAUAGAUGAUCAGGAGGAUAAUACAUUUACCAUUACGGUGGAUCAUAAAACCUUUCAUUUUCAAGCUCAACACAGUGAGGAGCGCGAAAAGUGGGUGCGUCGCUUAGAGGAUACAAUAAGACGUCAUGCAAAUCGUUCUCGCAUGUGGGAAAGUCAGAGUGCAUUCUAUCUUGGUGGUUACAACAAGGACUUGACAAAUAAACGAGCUAAUUAUUUAGAAAUAUUUGGACGUCGCGUCUCAGAAGCCGAUGCCUAUUUGCAAUUAAUGAUUGAGCAGACAAAUACUAUUGAAAAACGUAUUAAUGAUAUAACAGAUCCAAAUGAAAAAGCUAAAUGUAAAGUUAUACAAGACAAUGCCAGUGCCAUGUUGGAUCAUAUAAAACAUUCAAUUGUUAGUUUGCAAAUUGCCAAAAAUAUGGCCCAUCCUAUUAAUGGCAUUUACAAUGGACCUAGUUCUUUGGACAAAAUUAAUAUAGAUACACCAGCUACCGCUUCACCCACUUCGAUAAUGUUACCCAUAAUGUUGAAAACUGAAAUGUCUGGAGAUGAUGAAGAGGAUUCUGUAGGUAAUGUGACAACGGCACCCAUAACUAUGAUUGUUCCGGAGACAUCAUAUUCAAGCAGCGAAGGCGAAGAAGAUUUCUAUGAUGCUAAUGAUGAUCCCUUUACUAGUAUUGGAAGUUCACCGAUGACAUGUGCAACUCGUGGAUUUUCGGUUGAAACAUCACCAACAAAUGAAAAACCACCUGAACAACAAAGUGAAAUACAUCAUAAUAAAAAUGAAUCUACCCCUCCACCCACUGUGCCUGAAAUUGACGAAUAUCAAACAGCCUCCAGUACGGUUAGUGACAUUGCUGGCACAAGUUCACAGGGGGGUGGUGUUGGUGGUAGUGGUAAUGUUGUUGUUGCUAACAGAAAUUCAUUUUCGCACCAAGAGUCCAUCGAUUAUGAUGCCUUAUACGAAGAGGAAGAAGAUACAAGUAUUAGCAUGGAAGCCCAUGGAUCAAUGAUAUCACAUUUAUUAUCACAGGUUAAAAUUGGUAUGGACUUGACAAAAGUUGUACUGCCAACAUUUAUAUUAGAAAGACGUUCCCUAUUGGAAAUGUAUGCUGACUAUUUUGCCCAUCCAGAUUUAUUUUUAAAGAUUGCCGAUUUAGAUAGUCCCCGUGAACGUAUUGUACAGGUAUGUCGUUGGUAUUUAAGUGCUUAUCAUGCUGGACGUAAAAGUGCUGUUGCCAAGAAACCCUACAAUCCUAUAUUAGGUGAAGUGUUUCAAUGUCAUUGGGAUAUUCCUGGUGAAAAUCCCGAUGAGAAUAACGUUCAAGAUGGUCCUAUACCUUGGUGCCGAAAAGAUCAACUGACGUUUUUAGCCGAACAGGUUUCACAUCAUCCACCAAUUUCUGCGUUUUAUGCCGAACACUUUAACAAGAAAAUCACCUUCUCUGCUCAUGUCUGGACUAAGUCGAAAUUUUUGGGCUUAUCGGUGGGGGUUCACAAUAUUGGCGAAGGUGUUGUAACACUAGUAGAUCGUGGCGAAGAAUAUAUAGUAACAUUUCCCAAUGGUUAUGGACGUUCUAUUUUAACUAUACCCUGGAUUGAAUUGGGUGGUUCGGUGGAAAUUAAAUGUCCCCAAACUGGUUAUUAUGCUCAAGUAGAAUUUUUAACUAAACCAUUUUAUGGGGGCAAACGUAAUAAAGUAACAUGUGAGAUUUAUUCUCCCAAUGAAAAGAAACCAUUUGUUUCAAUUGCUGGUGAAUGGAGUGGUUUGAUGGAAGCCAAAUGGCAUGAUACACAUAAAACUGAAGUAUUUGUCGAUGUAAAUCGUAUACCAAUAUUUAAGAAACAAGUUCGACCAAUCGUUGAACAGGAAGAAUACGAAUCAAGGCGUGUUUGGAAGGAAGUAACCGCUGGACUCAAAUUCAAUGACAUUGAAAAGGCUACAAACGCUAAAUGCAAAGUAGAACAAAUACAAAGAGAAGAAGCCAAGACUAGAAAAGAAACUGAAAUGUCCUGGGAACAUAAGUAUUUCAAGCCAGUGGGUGAAAAUUGGAUCUAUACCAAACCCUUAAGUCAGCGGGUUUAUUUACAAGAAAAGGAAAGCAAAAGAUAAUAAAGCUAAAUAAUUACAAUCAAAAGAAAAUAACAUGAAGAAAACAACUCUCUCAUAUCACUAAAUAAAAAAUAUAAAUAAACGAAUGCCGCCAAAUGAAAAACAAACAAAACUAGAAAGAGAAAAACGUAAAAUAAAUGAUGAAACAAAAUUAAAAAUAUGAAAAAAAGACACUCAACAUAAAUCAUUAAUUCAUAUGAUUGUUAUUUAUAAAUAUUAUUAAUUACAUUAAACUAAAUUUAGAAGAAACCAGAAGAAAAACAACAAAAUUAAAAAACCCUUCUAUUUUUAUUAAGGGAAAUUUAGCAAUAAAUAAAUAAAUAAAUUAUUAUUGUUAACAAACAAUCAACACAAUAUUUAUAUAUAUAGAGAAUACAACAAGAACACAAAAAUGUAAAAUGUUUACACACAAAAUUAAACCUAUAAAAUUAAUUAAACAAAACAAAAACACUACAUACAACAAUAUACUAAAUUAAAAGGAAAAGGCAUAAAUAUAGUAAAAAAAAAUACAAUAUUUUCUAUUUAGAAAACCACAAUAAAUAAAUAUUUAAAAAUUACACACACAAAA
Molecule: messenger RNA, 3535 nt
Organism: Calliphora vicina (urban bluebottle blowfly)
Lineage: Eukaryota; Metazoa; Arthropoda; Insecta; Diptera; Calliphoridae
Product: oxysterol-binding protein-related protein 9
Exons: 15
Coding region: 640-2967 (775 amino acids)
Cellular component (GO): membrane; intracellular membrane-bounded organelle; cytosol
Molecular function (GO): sterol binding
Source: RefSeq, a predicted model, not a curated record